UCUCGACUAAUUUAACCUUAACAAUUUGGUCAUUUUUUAAAUUUAAAUUUGCAUCACAAUUAAAGGUAAAAAAACUAACUACCAAGUUUUGUUGAUUAUUUUUCUGGAUACUAUUCGUGGAUUACUAUUGCACUAAAAUUUAGGUUUGUUUUGACACAACAAUGCUACUUUUUAGUUGUCUCAGUAUGGAUAUAUUGCAAAUUCUUCUUUCCAUAAUUGUGACAUACUCAAUUCGUGUAACUCAUCUUCAUAUGCCGAGUACAAGAUAUCUUACCCAAUAUUACUUACAUUCCUUGGAUAAUGAACACUAAAUGACUUGGAGCAGCUCCAGCGGGAGGUAUUUCAUAAUAAGUCCGCCAUCAUGUCACCCCAAAAACUCAACUUUUUCUCAUUUCUUUGGCUGGAGUCCGCACAUCAAAUGAACGGAAAGGAAGCAUCUCAGAUUAAGAACAUUUUGGCACCUGGUGUUGCUGAUCAUCAUGGGCACUGGCUUAGCUGCAAGCUAGAUAUAAACAACUGCUCUUCUAAUCAGCUUGAUCCAAUGCAAGAUAAUGACUUGUCUAUCAUUCAUCUUAAAGGCAUGAAGUUCAUCUUAAAGGGCAUUAGGGUUCUUUCGCGGAACACUCCGAUACGAAGGCAUGAUUUCUAUUUGUUUCUACUAUUUUUCCGUCCAACUUCUUCCACAGUUUAAUAACAUUCUCUGAUACAUAUUUUUAUCUACAUUAGGCAAGGCAAUAUUUGGUGAGACAGUGGCAUUCUUUCAUACAUAAAUUAACUAAUCCAGGCUUUUUUGGGUCUGU
This is a messenger RNA of Trifolium pratense (red clover), 800 nucleotides long. RefSeq lists its product as uncharacterized. The record is from RefSeq and is a predicted model, not a curated record. Gene Ontology annotation, molecular function: hydrolase activity. The coding region runs from base 362 to 691 and encodes 109 amino acids. NCBI's taxonomy places the organism in Eukaryota, Viridiplantae, Streptophyta, Magnoliopsida, Fabales, Fabaceae. The transcript has 5 exons.